This is a messenger RNA of Caenorhabditis angaria, 1643 nucleotides long. The record is from the annotation of a GenBank genome assembly. NCBI's taxonomy places the organism in Eukaryota, Metazoa, Nematoda, Chromadorea, Rhabditida, Rhabditidae.
AUGUUUUUCAAAAAUUUCCUAUUUUUACCUGCUCUGGGUUUUGCGAUUAUUUUUCCACCGGAUCCGAAGAUUUUUGAAGGUGUUAAAGAAUUCAAUGAUUGGCGGGUCAAGCGAGAUGAACUUAUUAAUUUGACAGGUAUUUUUUAUUUUCGAAAAACUCUUGGAUUUUUGUCUGGAAAUUAAAAAAAUCUAUAUUUUUCAGAUUAUAAAUUUGGAUGGCCUGAUUUUGCAUGUGAAACAUUGUUAACAUCGGGAGAUGUUCCAAAAAACGUUCAUAAAAUAACACCAUCAGACAUUGGAAUAAUUGCUGCACUUGGUGAUUCAGUUUCAGUUGCACAAGCAGCAGAAGCUGAAACUGUUUCAGAAUUGUUGAAUAUUUAUCCAGGAUCGAAUUUUGUUAGUGGCGGAGAUGUGAGAUUGGAUCAACAAGCGACGCUUUUCAGUAAGGGAAUUUUUUAAUGUUGAGAAAAUGUCCCUAAAUUUUACAGAUAUAUUUCAUCAAUACAACGAGAAACUUCGUGGUGCUUCUUCUAGUCGAAUCAAGAAAUUUUAUGAUUUCAACUUUGCUGUCGCCGGUCAAACAAGUGAUCAAUUAGUAAACCAAACUUUGAAAUUAGUUGAGCGACUACAAAAUCGCUUGCCAAUCGAAGAAUUUCAAAAUUCAUGGAAAUUCGUUAAUAUUUUCAUUGGGCACAAUGAUUUUUGUAAAAUUUGUUUGAAUUCUUCCCAAAUAUUUUCGGCGCAACAAUUUGGAAAAUCAAUCAAUCAAAGUUUGAAUAUUAUAAAAGAAAAUAUCCCAAAAGUUUUUGUGAAUAUAAUGCCACCAAUCAAUGUUUUCAUUCAUGAAGCGACUCAUAAAACUUUGCCAUUUUGCGAAACAGUUCAUCGAAAAACUUGCCCCUGUAUUCUUGAGUUAAGUGAAGUCGAGUUCGAUUCAAUCAAAAAGGAUUAUGAUCUCGAAUUGAAAAAUGUUAUUGAGAAAAUUGGAAGAAAUGAUACAUUUGAUGUUGUUUUAUCUCCAGCUAUUGAUUUAGACAAAAUUCCUCAAAUCGGGGUAUGUUUGUUUUUACAGAUUCUUUGAAAAAUAAAAUACUCUUUGAGAAAUAAAAGAAAAUAUAUUUUUUUAUAGAACACAUCAAAUCUUGCAUUCAUUGCAUUAGAUUGUUUCCACCUUUCUUCAAUUGCUCAUGAUAUAUCAGCAAAACAAAUUUGGAAAGGAUUAUUCCAAUAUGUAAAUCAUAAAGAAAAUGUUGAUUUUGAAACGGAGGAUUUUUCAAAAGUUCAAUGCCCUCCGAAAGAAUGCUCAUAUCUCAGAACAAUCGAAAAUUCAAAAAAUUGUCAAUAUUCUUUACCAACUGGACAAACACGAGAAUUAUUGAUGGGAGGAAAAGGAAAAACUGAUGGAUUUAGUGGAAUUUCUUUAUUUUUUAUUUUGGCAAUGUUUGUCGUUGGUGAGUUUUGAAAAUUAAGGAAAUGGAAAUUGGGAUUAAGAAUAAUUUCUGAUUUCAGGUACUACAUUAAUCCUGAUCUUCACAAAAUAUUCCUUUUCAACUCAAAACUCAAUUCAAAGUCAACAAUUCGAAAAUGAACGUCGUCGACUUCUUCCGAUCGCUCGCACUGAUCUAGACGACAAUCUAUUCUGA